AAUUUAUUAUGGAGAAGUUAACUCAGCCCAUGCAAUGUGACAAGACUCAAGCUUUAGACUCAGAGAAAUCCAUUUUGAAGAAAAGUAAGAGCAUCAUACAAAAGUUUGCCAUGAAUCAUUAUUUUAAUUGAUUUGGAAACGACUGGGAUAAAGAAGUGAUCUUUUAUGAUCCCAGAGAAAAUAAUUUAAGCCUGAAUUUAUCAUUAGAGGCUCAAAAAGACAUAAAAUAUAUUCAGAAGAUAUCUUUUAGCCAAUUCUCAAAUGGAAAUAUGAUCCAUAUAAAAAAUAUAAGGAUGCAAACUAAAUACUUAGCUUAUUUCCUAAGCUUCUCAUUUCCUCAGAAAGUCAAUGAACUUACUUUAGUCUCUGAUCAGGGAUUUACUUUAAAAAUAACUCCUUAUUUCAAUGAAAUUAUGAGACUCAAUUCAAAAGUGCUGGAGAAGAUUUACCUAAAUGGGUUUAGAUUCAAUACAUCCCAAUUCAAGAGACUUAUGGUUUCUUAUGCUCAUGUCCAUAAAAUAGGCCUACGCUUUUGUGAUCUAUCGUUUCCUGUUGCAUUUUUCUUCGGUGAGCUAUUGGCAGACACACAAAUACAUUUGAUUGAUUUGGCAUAUUCUGUAAUCUCUAAGAAUUCAGACUGAGACAAUUAUCUUGAUGAAUUUACAAUAUUUAUUAAAGCAUUAGCCUCUUCUCCUGAUUUGAAACUCAGUCUAAACGAAAUAUUCAUUACAUCUUGAGGAAUUGAAAAUUGAGAUGCUGAGACGAUUCUGAAUGACAACGGAUUGGAGCAUGUCAAAAUAUGGGUUUAA
This is a messenger RNA of Moneuplotes crassus, 809 nucleotides long. NCBI's taxonomy places the organism in Eukaryota, Ciliophora, Spirotrichea, Euplotida, Euplotidae. The record is from the annotation of a GenBank genome assembly.